This is a messenger RNA of Loxodonta africana (African savanna elephant), 1162 nucleotides long. It is a transcript of the gene CTXND1, whose product is annotated as cortexin domain containing 1. The record is from RefSeq and is a predicted model, not a curated record. Lineage: Eukaryota; Metazoa; Chordata; Mammalia; Proboscidea; Elephantidae. Bases 19 to 276 code for a protein of 85 amino acids. The transcript has a single exon.
CCUCCUGUCCCCACUACGAUGGCUCUUUCUGCAGGGGCGGAAAAUGGUUCCGGCCAACCCCACACCAGAGGAGGAGCUUGCAGUUGCUGCCGCGAGAUGGAGCAGCCCGCCCCCGAGCCUGUCUCCGUCGAUGUGGACAAAGGACUGGCCCUGGCCUGCUUCGUCUUCCUCUGCCUCUUCCUCAUUGUGAUGAUCAUUCGCUGUGCCAAGGUCAUCAUGGACCCUUACAGCGCCAUCCCCACCUCCACCUGGGAGGAGCAGCACCUGGACGACUGAGGCGAGGGGGCAACGGGUGGGGACCGAGACUCUUGGCUUUCUCUGGACAAGGGUUCCCAGGAUAUGCCCCUGGCCACGGGCCUGCCAGCCCAUAGAGGGGAGGAAUGGAAUUGGUCACAUGGGGGUGGAGGAGGUCUGCCUUAGCCUUGUCUGCUCGCACAGGAUCACAAGAGUGCAGUGGUCACGAUGCUGUGGGUGUUGCAACCAUGGGGCAGUCUGGGGAUAAGAGCCCUGGACCAGGGUCAGGAGGCCCGGGCUCCAGUCUGGGGGAAUAGCUGUGUGACUGUGGGGCAGUCACCUUCCCUGGUGCCCCUGCACCUUUUGGAUUUGGAACCAGGACAGAAACCCACCAUCACAUAAUAGCUGUCUUGUUUGGAGAGUCUCUGCCCUUAAGUGAAGUAGCACAGGCAUUAGCCCUCAGGCUCCCAGCAUAGACGCCCCACCUGAACCUAAGUCCCUUCCCAGUGGAGGUGGCAGUGACAGGAGAAAGGAAGUGGAAGACACCUCACCUGAAAAUUCACAAAAAGCACAGGAGCUGUUCCCAAGCAGGUUUUUUGUUUGUUGUUUCAUUUUGUUUUAACUAAAAUACAGAGGGAUGUAUUUUUUCUGUUAUCACUGAAAUAUGCAUUUUAGGAAUUUGGGAAAAUACAGAAGAAUAGAAGGGGGAGGAACACAUAAUCACAUCUCCCCAAAGCCGCCAUUUUGAUAUACUUUCUUCCAGUCUUUUUUAUAUGUAUUUUUUAAAUAGUCAAGUUCAUACUGUAGGCAUGACGUCAUGUCCCUUCACAUCACAGCACGGCUAUAUCCCGCUCCAUCAAACCCUCUUCCUGGCCGUUGCCUUUAGUGGCUGCAGAGCGUUCCAUCAGUGGACGGGUCAGAAUUUAGU